Molecule: messenger RNA, 3226 nt
Organism: Mesoplodon densirostris (Blainville's beaked whale)
Lineage: Eukaryota; Metazoa; Chordata; Mammalia; Artiodactyla; Ziphiidae
Gene: CEP57L1
Product: centrosomal protein 57 like 1
Exons: 15
Coding region: 136-1566 (476 amino acids)
Cellular component (GO): centrosome
Molecular function (GO): identical protein binding; gamma-tubulin binding; microtubule binding
Source: RefSeq, a predicted model, not a curated record
GCCACUGCGACGUUGCCUGUGGCGGCCUGCGAGCCAACGGUUAGCGUAGACGGAGGUUGACUGAGAGCGUCGGUUUGGAAAGAAUGAUGCUAUACUGUGCCAUUCCUUUAUUGGCACAGUCCAGAAGUACAGAUAAUGGAUUCUGAACUAAUGCACAGUAUAGUAGGAAGCUAUCUUAAACCUCCAGAAAGAGUGUUUGUUCCAUCCAUCACCCAGAGUGAUGAAUCAUCUCAGACUCACUAUUCUGUGAACAUAGAAGUUACCUCUCCCAAAAUGCUUCAUAGUCCAAAUAGCCAAGCUCUUAUUUUAGCCUUAAAAACUCUUCAGGAAAAGAUUCAUCGUUUAGACUUAGAGAGAACACAAGCUGAAGAUAACCUGAAAAUUCUUUCCAGAGAAGCGGCACAGUAUAAAAAGGCCUUGGAGGAUGAAACAAAGGAGAGAAAUCUGGCACACGAGGAACUGAUAAAGCAGAAAAAAGAUAUAAGUAUGCAGUUAAGCUCAGCCCAGUCUCACUGUACCCUUCUAGAGAAACAACUAGAAUAUACAAAGAGAAUGGUUCUCAACGUAGAGCGAGAGAAGAAUAUGAUCCUAGAACAACAGGCCCAGCUUCAAAGGGAAAAAGAACAGGAUCAUAUGAAGCUUCAAGCAAAACUUGAAAAGCUUGAUGUCUUAGAAAAAGAAUGUUUUAAACUUACAACAACUCAGAAAACUGCUGAGGGCAAGAUUAAACAUUUAGAGGAAAAACUAAAGGAAGAAGAACAUCAGCGUAAGCUCUUUCAAGACAAAGCUUCUCAGCUUCAAACUGGACUUGAAAUCAGUAGAAUUUUGAUGUCUUCACUAUCAAAUCCAAAGCGCUCCAAGGAAAAGAAGAAAUCUUCAAAGAAAACUAAAUGUUUAAAGGGAGGACCACCUCCGCAAAUUUAUUCAAAGUUUGGAUCACUGCCUAUUGUGGCCGAGAAGUCUGCCAGUGCAGGCCAUUCCAGGAAUGCACGUACCCAAAACCUGCAGACAAUGCAACAUUACAGGCCACAUAUCCUUCAGAAACUGGCUGAAGUUUCUGAACCUAGAUGUCUCUACAAGCCUUCUAGAACAACUUCUCAAUGUGAAGAUGUACCUUCUGACUCAGAAAAGUCCAUUUCCAUUUGUAACAAUUUGUCUGAACUUUUGAUGGCAAUGCAAGAUGAGCUGGACCAAAUGACUAUGGAGUACCAAGACCUGCUGAAUCAAAUGAAAGAAACUGAAAGCCAAUCAGUCUGUGAAAACAUAGAAUGUGCACUAGAACAUUUAGUCAAGAAAAUGGAAAUUAAAGGAGAACAAAUUUCUAAACUAAUGAAGCAUCAAGACAGUGUCCGCAAACUGCAGCAAAAAGUUCAGAAUUUGAAGAUGAGUGAAGCUUCAGCUAUUCAGAAAGAAGAUAGCAACUGUAACGGAUCAAAGAACAUAAAAAAUAGCCCCAGGAAAUGUUUCCUAACUAACUCUCCUCAAAAGAGCAGCAACUUCCGUCCAAUAGGAGUCCAUAAUCUUCAAAUGAAAUUGAGAAGAGAUGAUAUCAUGUGGGAACAGUAACACAGUAGCAAAACUGUCACCUUAAAUGAACUUUGUCAGUGAGAUCUUGAACUAUCUAAAGUGGUUUUAAUUUAAUAUACCUUUAUGAAAUUUUGAAUUAUGUUUCUAGCCUCUAUAAAGUGUCAAACUGUAGUAUUUUAAAAUUAGUGCCUAAUGACCUCCUAAGAGCCCCAAAUAAUAAAUGAUUGCUUUCUUGUUUUUCUUAUUGACUGAAGUACCUAAUCUCAUCAUGUGUUAGAAACAUUGUUCACUGUGCAGAUACCUUAAGCUAAAUUUAAAAAAUUAUACUAGACUGAUGAUAUUUAAAAUUGAGUUAAAUUUGAGAUACAAGUGCCAUAACACUUUUUUAUUUAGUAGGCUUGGAACCUUAAGAACCAAUAUAAAAUUAACAGAGUAUGGAAAGGUCUUUUUACUUUCCUGUUGCUUCCUCCCUAUCUUAUUUUAUAACUGGGAAAUGUUUUUCUUUUUUGGAAAGGGAAAAGCUUUGGGAAGAGGCCUUUAGCCCAAGUUUUUAUGUGACAAUUACAAAUAGGAACCCAUAGUUACUUAAUAUUUAGAUGACAAUAACUCAGCUGUGGAAGCCUUCCUCUGCUAUUCCCAUUCUCUUUUACAAAUCUAGCUUUGGUUUUUUUGAUCUUACUCCUUUAUAACUAUAUUUUUGGUAUUUUGAUUCGUGGUGCCAUAAGAGAUUUCUUUGUACAUAUAUGCUUUAUAAUAAAUUUACAUUUGUUGACCUAUCUUUCCAGAAGCCUAUGGAAACUAGUACAACUCUUCUGAACUUAUUUGGUUUCUCAUCAGAAUCCUUUGGGGCAACUAGAGAACUGGAGUCAUCAACUGAAGUAGAACUAGAAGACUGACAGAAAAGGCAUAACAGAAGUGAGGAACUCAGAAGAUAGGGUAGCAGUUUAAGAGAUGGUGAUUCCAAAGGAACGGAUUGGGAGUACCUUCAGCCCCAGAGAUGUUCCACAGACUGCUUCGUCUAAACUCAGUUUCAUCACCUUACCUAUUUUUCAACUUUGCCUUUUCUCCUCAAGAAUGGGGUGGAGCAAAUGAUUUCCUUCCUGGAUGGGGCAGUCUAUGGUCAGUGUACAAGAGUUGCUGUAGCAACGCCGCAGCUGUGCUUUGCCUAGCAGAAACUCGACUGAAAGCUCCCUGAGGGCAAGAUUCUUUCUUGCUCACCGCUGUAGUCCAGCACCUAGCAUAAUACCUGCCCCGUGAAGAACAUGUUGGUGAUAAAAGAUGACCAAGCAUAGGGCUUCCCUGGUGGCACAGUGGUUGAGAGUCCGCCUGCCGAUGCAGGGGACACGGGUUCGUGCCCUGCUCUGGGAAGAUCCCACAUGCCGCAGAGCGGCUAGGCCCGUGAGCCAUGGCCGCUGAGCCUGUGCGUCCGCAGCCUGUGCUCCGCAACGGAAGAGGCCACAACAGUGAGAGGCCCGUGUACAGCAAAAAAAAAAGAUGAGCAAGUAUCAAAAAUGGUUUACCCAGGGCAGUUAUGGAGUACCUUGCGGAUCUUUGUGAAGAAGAUUGAAUUGCCCCAUGGUGAUACAGGGCCCGCUUGCUUACAGUUUAAAUUCUCUUCUAGCAUUUACUAGAAUAAAAAUCAUUGUUUUAUUUUGGUACCCAUCGCAUUCCCAAAUUUUAGGAAAUUUUAAAAUGUUCA